Drosophila busckii is the source of this 1352-nucleotide messenger RNA. RefSeq names its product glycine-rich protein DOT1. The record is from RefSeq and is a predicted model, not a curated record. NCBI's taxonomy places the organism in Eukaryota, Metazoa, Arthropoda, Insecta, Diptera, Drosophilidae.
UGAGAGGCACCAACAACUUGCAACUUGGGCAUCGCGACAGUACGGAUUAUGUAAUGGGAAAGGUGCAGUAAAUGUUGUAGCGUCGGUGGCGGCUGCGGCAGAUGCCACAGCAGCAGCAGCAACAACAACAACAACAACAACAACAACAACAACAACAACAACAACAACAACAACAAGCUGGACUUGCAGCCAGACACGAGUUAGACACGGCUGUUAUGACGAUCGCUGGCCUGGGCCACACUUUCGCUUAGCUAAAUCCGUUAAUGGCAAUGAUGCGGCAGCAUUUGGCCCACAAAACUUGCAAUUCAAACAUGACAACGAUGCGAAAGAAAUACACAGGGCGCCAUUUCCCUCAGUUCCCCCUCUUCCGCUGUCGCGAAUAAUCAUGAUAUGCUGUUGUUGUUGGUGUUGCCGCAAGCAGCGAAUGUUUGGAAAAACGUUUUUCCGGUUAAUGUGCCACUGCUGCCAGUUGCUGCUGCUGCUGUGGUUGCCGCUCUGUGGCAGUUGCAGUUGCAGUUGCAUAUAAAAGUCACGGAUGCCAGCUGUCUGCAUGUCAGUGUUCAUUCGUGGCGCAUCCAGUGAAGCAACGCAGGAUACGAAUUGCAAUACCAUGAAAGCCUUUGUCUGUCUCUUGCUGAUUGGAGCGGCGAGCGUUACAGCUAAGCCCAAACCUGGAGGCGGCUGGUCUUCCGGCGGCGGUGGAGGAGGAGGAGGACAUGGCGGUGGCGGUGGACACGGUGGAGGUGGUGGAGGGGAUAUACAGAUCCUCAAGGUUAUAACAGAGAGCGGUGGCGGCGGGGCGGGUGGCGGCUUGGUCUUCGGCGGCGGAGGAGGAGGAGGAAGAGCGGGGGCUGGUUUCGGUGGUGGGGGAGGAGGUGGAUGGUCCUCCGGUGGCGGAGGAGGUGCGGUUGAUUCUUCUGGUGCGGACGGAGGAGUGGCGGCGGCGGCGGCGUGGAUAUUAAAGAUUGUCAAAUUAUAUAGCUUGGGCAGCGCAGGUGGCGGCGGUGGCCAUGGAGGCGGUGGCGGCGGACAUGGUGGUGGAGGCGGUUGGUCUUCCGGCGGUGGAGGAGGAGGAGGUGGCGGUUGGUCUUCAGGUGGUGGAGGAGGCGGCGGCGGCGGUUCUACCAAAGUAAUAAAAAUCAUCAAGAUUGGUGGAGGAGGUGGGGGACAUGGUGGCGGCGGGCGGCGGCGGCGGUGUUGGUCUUCCGGAGGUGGAGGAGGCGGCGGCGGUGGCUGGCAACCAGCUGGUGGUUGGGCCUAGGCUCAAGCAUAAAACAUUCUCCUUCCUGUAAAUAUUGUACAUAGUGCAUAAUUAUUUGUUUUUUUUUAUUUUAUUGUUGAUGUAAUUUCUU